Penicillium soppii is the source of this 618-nucleotide messenger RNA. RefSeq names its product GNAT family N-acetyltransferase. Gene Ontology annotation, molecular function: acyltransferase activity, transferring groups other than amino-acyl groups. The record is from RefSeq and is a predicted model, not a curated record. The transcript has 2 exons. Bases 1 to 618 code for a protein of 205 amino acids. NCBI's taxonomy places the organism in Eukaryota, Fungi, Ascomycota, Eurotiomycetes, Eurotiales, Aspergillaceae.
AUGUCCCUUGAAAUUCAGCUGGCGGCCCCUGCUGACGCGCCCGCACUGACGCAAGUCUUUUAUGCCACAUUUGUGGGCGACUUCAACAGAACCAUGUUCCCGAUAACGCCCGACGUGACCGCAUGGUGGGAACGCAAAUUCAGCGAGGAAGCUAGAGCCACGCAGGCAGGCGAGGGGCGCGAGGUUCUCCUCAAAGUAACUGGGGAAGAUGGUGCAGUUGUCGCGUUCGCGAAUUGGAAGUGCCCCGCAUCCGCUGCCGAUCGCGACCUGCAGAAACACGAACCCGAGGACUGGGCACCCAGUUGCAAUAAGGAGCUCUGCGAGAAAUUUUUCUCAAGAAUGGACGCAGAGCAUAAGGAGCGGAUGGGGGAAAGGCCUCAUUAUUUAGCUUUGAGUAUGCUGGGAGUUCACCCUUCCUAUCAAGGCCGUGGGCUCGCAUCGAAGCUUCUAAAAUGGGGUCUUGACCGUGCCGAUGCGGAGGGCGUAGAGGCAUACCUGUCAUCAUCUCCAGAGGGAAAGCCCGUGUAUGAAAAGUAUGGGUUCAAAAGUGUUUACACGUUUUCACCGUUCCCCGGUUAUUUACAAGAAGUCAUGAUACGCCCGGUUACUAGCCAAUGA